CUCACAUUCGUGCGCCAGUAACUCGACUCCACUCCGACACGACACUGCUGGCGCGAAUAUUCGUAUAGUCUUGAAACGCCCGCGCGCGAGAUACGCACACGGGAUUCUUCUUUUUUUUACAUAAUAAUAUAAUUUUUCCCCUAAUUGACGCGCGCGCGGCAAGGGGCGGAAGAAUCGAAAAAGGGGGCAAGGAAAAUUGCUCCGCUGGGCAAGUGUGAACAUUAGCGAAAGUUCGAUUUAGAAGGGCUUAAAAGUGUUUUUGAACCGAUCGAAAAGUGCAAAUUCUGAAAGGUGCAAUCUGCGAAAGAAAACGGAAGAACCUCACUCCAGAAAAGUCAAAUGUUGUAGACCGCGAAGAAUCAGCACUGUCGUGAAACAAAUCAAGAAAGCUAACCUCCAGGACCAGCAGCACUAGUCCUAUCAAUUUUACUUAUCAGAAAAAUGGCCGACCAAAACGACAAAAAGACCGUAAAAAUGCAGGAAAUGUACAUCUCACCAGGAAUCUCCCGCGAGCGAAGCUUCAUCAGGACUUCGAACCAGCAGGUAAUGGACAUGAAUGUCAACAAACGACGCAGCCUGGCCUUUAGCCAGAGCCAGGCGAUGCAGCAUGCCCAGCAGCAGCAGCAACAGUUGCGGGGUAAGCCACCGAUGGAAAUCUAUCGUCCACCAAAUGUGAGGCUCGACGGACUUCCCAACAAGCUGAACGUGCACGCCCAAGAGUUCCAGAUGAACCACCUGAACGAAGGCCGGAUACCGCUGCAGAGUUCCAGAUCACUGAACAUCUACAGCAGCUCGCUGCAGCACUCAAAGUCGAACGUCGGCGGUAUACCGUUGAAUCUCCACCACGCCCGGGCCGGCCACGGCCAGAUGCAGCUGGGCAACAUCGGCAGUCCCCAGCGGGGACCGAUCAUGAUGUCCAACCAUCCGAUGCAACACGUCGGCGUCCAGCUGCAGUCCUCGCACAUGCCACUGGUCAACUCACCGUCCAGCGGGAACAUCCUGCACGUGAGUUCUGGACCACGGGUCAAGUUCGCUCCGGAGCCUAUGAUCCACGCAACAACACAUGCUUCCAACAACAACAGCAGCUUCCAAGCACAGAACAGCAACACAAACAACAACCCACAGUCAUCGAUCAGCAACAACAACACCACCACCAACAUCAUCAACGCCAAUAACAAUCCCAUGAAUGUUGCACCUUUACAGCGCUCAAAGUCUCUCUCGUCGGCGGACACGCUGACGCGUGGCCUGGCCGGGCUGGGACUGGCCGUCGGACCGGAAGGGAACGACAUUGGCCAGUUCCCGCCGGAGAUUCAGCUGAUCGUACACCGCGCCGUCGACGAUCCGAACACGCUGAACGCGCGCUGCCUGAUGGAGCUGGCCACGCACCUGAUGCACCGCGCCGUUGAUGGACGGAGAUACGCCCUUCCCAUCUCUAGACUUUGCAUUUCAAUUAUCGCGAAGGAAAAGAAGGAAACCUUCUUGGAAGCCUUGCUGAACACGUGCCGCCAGUGGUAUCAAGAACGCGACAAAGUCUUGGGCCCACUCAUGAACAUCAAGAACCCGGCCCGGCCACGCUUCACCGCCUUCAUGGCCUUCCUCACGGAGAUGUUCUGCCAGCUGAAGCGCCGCCAGCUGCAGCUCCGCACCGAGUGUGACGGCGUCCCGCCGCCGAUGGUGCUGCUGACCGUGCUGGGCAAGUGCUGCGAGGACUGCGUCAAACCACCCGUUCGGUCCCUGUCGGAGAUCGAAUGCCUCUUCUUCGUGCUGACCUGCAUCGGUCGCGACCUGGAGAUGCACCUUCCGCAGCAGCUGGAAACCCUGCUGGCCGAGGUUCGUGACGCGUUCCUCAACUCUUCAGCGUCGGCCCCAGCGAUCCGGCGUACGCUGCUUCAGCUGAUUGAGCUGCAGGCUUCCAGGUGGCAACUGCCGGGGAAUACCGUGCUGUACUACUACCCCUCGUCCAAGUAGGACGGCCGCAUUGAUGGACUCUAGCUGGUCUGGUUUGGUUUGGUCCUGUGUCACCACGUGUCUGCGAAAGAAAAAAGAAGAAGAAGGCCCCCUUCUCACUCUGCAGUGUUGGAGGACGACGGAGAACGAAUUUUGUCUCGAAUUGUAGAAAACGAACCCCAUUUUUAAAUCGAAAAAAAAAAAGAAAAGAUUGAACGAAACUUACUCACACUGGAAGAGUAGUGGUUAUAAACUUAUACGACACGAUCAGACUACAUUCCAUCAGAAAACAUACAACUAACAAUUGAAGGCAAAGGAACUUUUUGAAACUGAAGAGUUUGUUUUAUUUCUUUUUUUUUAUUUUGUUUAUUUCCCACAGAAUGCAACAAAUGUUAAAAUAUUUAUCGCCAUUUACUGUUGAUAUUUAAUAGUCAUACGAAAAAUUAUUCACUCAACUAAUGAAGAGAAACGAAAUUUCACCAAGCUGAAACGAAACGAUUUUAAACUUUUAGAGAUUUAUCAUACAACUGUUUUAUCAAAUGAUGCAUGUUAAAUGAAAAAUACUGUUAGGAAAGAAACGAAAUGUAAUAAACUAGUCAUUUUUAC
Molecule: messenger RNA, 2553 nt
Organism: Culex quinquefasciatus (southern house mosquito)
Lineage: Eukaryota; Metazoa; Arthropoda; Insecta; Diptera; Culicidae
Exons: 9
Coding region: 442-1968 (508 amino acids)
Biological process (GO): regulation of translational initiation
Cellular component (GO): cytosol
Molecular function (GO): translation activator activity; RNA binding; protein binding
Source: RefSeq, a predicted model, not a curated record